AUGGCAACUCACGCUACUUACCCCAGUCUACGGGACAAGACCGUGCUCAUUACAGGCGGUGCAGAAGGCAUUGGCGCUGCUACAGUGGAGUUGUUCACGCUACAGGGCAGCCAGGUCAUCUUCAUCGACAUCGCCGAGGACUCGGCGAAAAAGACAAUUGACCGCGCUGUAUCGCGCGCCAAAGACGCCAAUGUUCAAGCCAAGGCGCCCAUAUUCUACAGCUGCAGCGUGUCAGAUUUACCAAGGUUACAAGACACGGUCAAGAGAAUCCAAGAUCAACAUGGCAUGAUACAUAUCUUGGUCAACAAUGCUGCGGCUGCUGGAAACAGAGCCAGACUAGAAACAGAAAAUGUCAGGCCUGAAGAUUGGGAAGCCAACAUCAACACCAAUCUCCGGCAUGUUUUCUUCAUGAGCCAAGCUGUUCUUCCGGCUAUGAGAGAGGCUAAAACCGGGAGCAUCGUCAAUCUUGGGUCAAUCACCUGGCGCAUCCCCGCUCAAGGAACUCCUGUCUACGGCACAUGCAAGGCGGCAAUAAUGGGUCUGACGCGUACUCAGAGUAAAGAAUAUGGCAAGUACAAUGUUCGCAUCAAUAGUGUUAUGCCUGGUGCCAUUGCGACCCAGCGACAGAGGGAUGAGGUUCUCACGCCCGAAUAUCGGGAGGAAGUUAUGCGCGGCCAGAGUUUGCAGCGAGAUCUAGAGCCGGAGGAAGUAGCUAAAGUGGUUGUGUUCUUGGGUAGUGACGAAGCUAGUGGAGUGACGGGCAGUUCGUAUGUUGUUGAUGGCGAUAUGCCGACCGAGCAUGGUUCAACUAUCUAUAAGAAUGACCAUCCCGUAAUCGAUGCCGGAUCGGUCAUGGUUCUCCGUCAAGCAGGCUGCCUCAUCUUCGGUAAAACGACAACAACCGAGUUUGCCGCAUCCUUCACGGGUCCAGCUACCCGCAACGCGCACAGUAUUUCUCAUACCCCUGGAGGCUCGUCAGCCGGUUCAGCCGCCGCCGUAGCAGACUUUCAGAUCCCCAUAGCUCUUGGUUCACAAACUGUAGGCUCCAUUGUCCGACCAGCUGCAUUCAACGGCAUCUACGGUUUCAAGCCUACGUGGGGAGCUAUCACGAGAGAGGGACAGAAGUUCUGUGCCCCAACUGUUGAUACUAUUGGCUUCUUUUCCCGAAGCGUUUCGGAUCUUGAGAUACUAAGUGACAUAUUUGCUUUACACGAUGAUGAGAUCAGCACGUUUGCUUUAUACGAUGAGGAGAGUGACACCUUUGGUAGUAUCAAAGGAUUGAAAUUUGCUGUAUGUCGGACGUCGAAGUGGGAGUUGGCUGGAGAGGGCACGAUCGCGGCUAUGGAUAAAGCUGUAGAGCUUCUCAAAGCACACGGCGCCGAAGUUGAAGAGCUUGAUCUCGGUCCAGACUUUGAACAAGUUAUUGACUGGCACUUUACUCUUGUGCGUCUUGAGGGUGCGACGAGUCUGUGGCCGGAGUAUUGCCAAGAUAAAGGCAAGCUGGAUCCAGUGUUGGCGAAAGGUGUUCGAGAGAGGCACAAGAUCUCACGAAAGGCUCAGCUGGAUGCUUAUGAUGGGCUUGCAGCUCUACGACCCCGAUUCGAUACUAUAGUAGCUAAGUAUGCCGCUGUGCUAGCUCCGAGUGUCUUCGACGAAGCUCCUGAAGGCCUCGGGAACACAGGAAGCCCUGUUUUCGCAGCGACUUGGACUGCGUUACAUACACCAGUGGUCAAUAUUCCAGGUUUUCGUGGGAAGAGUAACUUACCUGUUGGAGUUUCUCUUGUGUCUGCGAGACUUCGUGAUCGUCACCUCCUCAAGGUGAGCGAGGCUGUUGGUCACAUCUUCGAGGCAGAGGGUGGAUGGAACAAACAGUCCAGGUCAGGUUAG
Messenger RNA from Fusarium subglutinans, 1887 nucleotides. RefSeq names its product amidase. The record is from RefSeq and is a predicted model, not a curated record. Bases 1 to 1887 code for a protein of 628 amino acids. NCBI's taxonomy places the organism in Eukaryota, Fungi, Ascomycota, Sordariomycetes, Hypocreales, Nectriaceae. Gene Ontology annotation, molecular function: oxidoreductase activity. The transcript has 5 exons.